UUGAGUCUGGCGCCUUAGACCACUCGGCCAUCCUGACGAGUUGUUUAUGUAUUUCAUUGGUUUUUAUUAGUAGAAUAUAAAAUCGAAUUAAAAUAGAAUGUUGUGAAGUGGCUAAGGAACCAUAGGCGCAAGAGAGAAGAAGAAGUUGAGCAAAGAGGAAAAGAUAAUGGGAAUGGAGUUGCUGGCUUUGAAUUCAUCACCACUAUGCAAUGUUACUACAACUACAACUACAACUAGGACUAGGAGGAGAAUUCAUUACAAACCCUACAAUUUCAAUUUCAUGGCUAUCAUCACAUCUGCUUCCAAGGUAUAUGAUUCAGUGUUAGAGAACAAAAAGCAUGUCCUUUUAACCUCUCUUCAAGACACACACAGAGGACUCUUAACAACUCCUCAUCAACGUUCUUCUAUUGAACAAGCACUAGUGAAUGUAGAAGGGACCAACAUCGGUCACCCAAUUGAUUUCAACAAACUCGAUGGAACAUGGCGCCUCCAAUACACUUCUGCUCCUGAUGUUCUCAUUCUAUUCCAAGCUGCUGCUACACUUCCUUUCUUUCAAGUUGGACAAAUAUUUCAGAAAUUUGAAUGCCGUCAUAACUCUACCGGAGGUGUUAUUCGAAAUGUUGUCCGCUGGAGUAUUCCAAAUUUGUUAGAGGAACAAGAAGGUGCUACGUUGCUUGUAUCUGCCAAAUUUACUCUUGUAUCUGCACGCAAUAUUUACCUUCAAUUUCAAGAGAUCACACUUCAAGAUAUAAAUAUUAGUGAACAGGUCCAGGCUCUAAUAUCUCCAGCAUUACUACCGCGCUCUUUUAUAAGUUUGCAGAUCUUGCAAUAUCUACGUACUUUCAAAGCUCAAAUUCCCGUGAGGGAUCCAGGAAGGGAAUCCGUAGGAGGAUUAUAUUAUCUUAGCUAUUUGGAUGAUAAUAUGCUUUUGGGCCGUGCUGUUGGUGGAGGUGGUGUUUUUGUGUUUACAAGAGCCCAAUCACUUUACUGAUGACCAUUCAUCAGUAGUAGUUCAAAACUCAGACCGCUUGACAGAAAUAUUACAGUAACACUCCAUGAGCCAUCGUCACGGAACAUAUGGAGAAGAAGAAACAAAAUGGAGGAUUAUAUGAUAGAAGUUGAUAAUGCAGUCUAAAUUCACCCUCCUAAACUACCUCAAACACCUGAAUCAACACUGCUAGAUAAAAAUGAUUUAAACAGAAUUGUGCCAGGUGACCUUGUUGAUUCCAUAACAACAAAGGGGGUAGGUAGCACGAUCGGAAAAGGGUCACAGUUAAGAAGAUCUCUGAGAACAAUUGGGGAAACUGAUUAGUGGCCCUGAUAAAUGGUAUUUUUGGUGUUUUUAACCUUUUUUCACUUUGAAAAAUAUGCAGAAGCCAUCUGUUUGUUCUGUCAUCAUCUCUCUCAUUUUAGCUGAGAGAGCUUCCAGCAAUAAUGUAUUAGCUCCUAUUCGACGAGGUCAUAAACUUGCAUCUAUGAUUUGGCUUGCUGUUGUUGAUAAUUUGGAAGAAAACCACCACACCUUUUGCUUACUUAAACGCCUUGCACGCGAAGGGGAUGUUUUUCUUCCAUACCCUUACACUAGAUCUGUUAGAGUCAAAUGGAGGGUGUUUGAGAAGUUUUUACUGAUUUUCGUGAUUGCUUCAACCAUGCAGAUUAUUAUGAUAUGUUGGCAUGUGCUAAAAGUAGGACAUUCUCAAAGCAAAUAAAAUUGUUGUUUUCAGCUUUGCAAAUGAAUCACAGUUAUUCAAUAUACCAUACUAGGCACAAUUCAUCAAUUAUAUUGCUAUCUAAGUCAAUAGCUAACACCAUUUCUUUAAUAUAGAGUUGUCUCUUCCUUAAA
Molecule: messenger RNA, 1843 nt
Organism: Lathyrus oleraceus (garden pea)
Lineage: Eukaryota; Viridiplantae; Streptophyta; Magnoliopsida; Fabales; Fabaceae
Product: probable plastid-lipid-associated protein 10, chloroplastic
Exons: 10
Coding region: 167-991 (274 amino acids)
Source: RefSeq, a predicted model, not a curated record